UCUCCUCUGUAAUGUUACAUGUAGGUAUAAUGUAUUGUAUUAGCAGUAAAUAAUAAUUACUUACUUACCUACUUACUUGGAUACAUUGUCGAUAGGUAGGUAUUUAUUUGAUACAUUAUACCCAUGUAAAUAGUAUGCGUUUGACACCACACUUUUUUAUGUCAGAAUAUAGUUUCUUACAAAACAAUGUGUUGCUCAGAAUCGAAUCUCAACUCAACAUCCCACGCCCAUGACCAAACCCCGCGGAUUUAUAAAAAGCGCUCCUUCGUUUACCCGCCCUUCAGUUAGCUCGCCUCCUUCAGCUCCAUCAGUCUUCAUGUCCACUAUGCGGGAGGCAUUUGUUUCAAUACUGCUGCUAGUCGCCACCGCGAACUGCUCAGACCUCGGGAAAGACGUCAAUUACUAUAAAGAUUAUCUGCGCGCGCGCUCCGACGAGUUGCCCGAAGGCCCUGCGAUGGCGGAUCGGCUUUAUUUCUAUCGGACGCCACUGCAGCUGUACCCGGGAUUAUUGCCGGUAUUGGAACAGGAGUAUAGGAAAAGGACAGGAAAUGUAUUCAAAAAUCAUAUGCUAAAUAAGGACUCGUUGCUGGAAGGGCUGAUACCUGAGAAGCGAAGCUCGAAAACUGCCCUGUCGGCGAUGCUACAGGGGAAACAUGCUUUGCCCACGAAUGAAGGGCAUUAUUGUCCAUACGGAAAAUAGAGAGGAGGUGGUAAUAGAAUAGAGUAUGAUCAGGGUGAGGAUCACGAUCAGGACAACAUGGAUUUCAUAGUAGAAUAAGACAUAGUUAUAUAAUGACCUACAAAUAUUACAUGUUGUGUUGUGUUAAGUCAUAAUCGAAAUAAUGUUUUAAAGAACACUGUGCGACCAGUAAAUGGUUUGAAUUUUUAUUGAUGGACGAUGCGACAAAUAGGUAGAUCUUUUUAAUAUUAAUUUACCUAGAUAUCUACUUUCAACUUGUAUAAUGAAAUAAUUACUGUAGUGACUGAGUAAUAAAAAAGAGUUACAAGGA
Molecule: messenger RNA, 1010 nt
Organism: Cydia pomonella (codling moth)
Lineage: Eukaryota; Metazoa; Arthropoda; Insecta; Lepidoptera; Tortricidae
Exons: 6
Coding region: 230-700 (156 amino acids)
Source: RefSeq, a predicted model, not a curated record